Molecule: messenger RNA, 1540 nt
Organism: Rubroshorea leprosula
Lineage: Eukaryota; Viridiplantae; Streptophyta; Magnoliopsida; Malvales; Dipterocarpaceae
Source: the annotation of a GenBank genome assembly
ACUCAUAUAACAGAAACAAAAAAGAGAACAAGCCAGAGAUGGAGAAGAAGAGUUGUAGCCAUGUGCUUUUAGUUCCUUAUCCAACCCAAGGCCACAUAAAUCCAAUGCUCCAAUUCUCCCGCCGCCUAGCUUCUAAAGGCAUCAAGACCACUCUAGCCGUCACCAACUUCAUCUCCACCACCAUCAAACCCCAGUCCUCCACUGUCCAAAUCGCCACCAUCUCCGAUGGCUUCGACCAGGGCGGCUUCACCGAAGCCCAGAGCACCCACGACUACCUCGCCAGGUUCGAAUCGGCCGGGUCAAAAACGCUAGCUGACCUCAUCACCAAACACAAAAACUCACCGCACCCUAUUGACUGCGUAGUCUACGAUUCUUUUCUCCCUUGGGCCUUGGACGUGGCACAUCAACUUGGCUUGGUUGGGGCCGCCUUCUUCACCCAAAAUUGUGCUGUUAAUUACAUCUACUAUAAUGUCCAUCAUGGACUGUUAACUCUUCCUAUUUCCCCUUCUGUGCCUUCCUCAAUUGCUGGAUUACCUUUGCUUGAGCUUCGAGACAUGCCUGGCUUCAUCUAUGUCUCGGGAUCGUAUCCAGCUUACUUCGAGAUGGUACUCCUUCAGUUCUCAAACACAGAAAAAGCUGACUUCGUCCUUGUUAAUACCUUCUACGAGUUAGAACAGGAGGUUGUGGAUACAAUGUCUAAAGUUGGUCCGCUUCUGACAAUUGGACCGACAAUUCCAUCAGCCUACUUAGACAAACGUAUAGAAGACGAUGCGUUUUAUGGUCUUGAUCUCUUCAAAUUAGAAUCAUCCGCCGCCACCGCCAAGUGGCUGAGCAACAAACCGCCGGGCUCGGUGGUUUAUGUCUCCUUUGGCAGCCUGUCUAAUUUAAGCAUCCAACAGAUGGAGGAGAUGGCAUGGGGGUUGAAAAACAGCGGUUUUUAUUUCCUGUGGGUGGUUAGAGACACCGAGAAGGCAAAGAUUCCGGCUGACGCGGAGGGAGAGAAGGGCUUCAUAGUAGGGUGGUGCCCUCAGAUGGAGGUGCUGUCAAAUGCUGCGGUAGGGUGUUUUUUCACGCAUUGUGGAUGGAAUUCGACAAUCGAGGCGUUGAGUUUGGGUGUUCCGAUGGUGGCAAUGCCGCAGUGGACGGAUCAGCCGACGGAUGCCAAGUUUGUAGAGGAUGUUUGGAAGGUGGGGAUUAGGGUAAGGGUUGAGGAAGAUGGGAUUGUGAGGAGGGAGGAGAUUGAGAGUUGCAUAAGGGAAGUGGUGGAGGGGGAAAGGGGGAAAGAGUUGAAGGAGAAUGCUAAGAAGUGGAAGGAGUUGUCUGUGAAGGCUGUUUGUGAAGGUGGCUCUUCGGAUAAGAACAUUGAUGAUUUUGUGUCUAGGUUGAUCAAAACCUAGGAAGAAGAAUAAAUUAUCAUGAAAAUAAUGAUGUUUUACACAAAGUUUUAUGUCUUUUUCCAAAUUUUUCUUACAAUAAACAGAACUGGCCCUUCAGCCGCCGAGUGAUUCAUCAUAACUCUUAAUAAUUAGAUUUAAUUGAU